This is a messenger RNA of Hydractinia symbiolongicarpus, 975 nucleotides long. RefSeq lists its product as uncharacterized. Bases 415 to 975 code for a protein of 186 amino acids. The record is from RefSeq and is a predicted model, not a curated record. The transcript has 2 exons. NCBI's taxonomy places the organism in Eukaryota, Metazoa, Cnidaria, Hydrozoa, Anthoathecata, Hydractiniidae.
AUGUGUUCGCACACAAUAAAUAUUUUCAUAAAAAUUACGACAUCAAGAUAUUGAUUUAGCAUGUGUAAAUUCAUUUAAAAAAUUGUACUUUUGGGAAAUAUUUAAUUGUCUUAAACAAAUUGUGUAUAUAAAUUUUAUUUAACUAACUUUUGUUAGUUUAUCUAAUAUUAUUUUGUCAAUAUGGAUUAGCUUGUGUAUAAUUCAUAUAAAAUUGUACUUUUGGGAAAUAUUUAAAUAACUUUCGAAAAAAUUUUUGUAUAAAGAAUGUAUGUAUCAACUUUUGUAUAAUAUUCUGAAAAUGACUUUGGUAAAGUCGAAACAUGUUAAAAAUAAAACGUGUCGUAAUUUUUAUGAAAAUACUUUGCAAUCUUGUGUUGCUACGAAGUUUUGGAAAUACAAUAAAUAUUACAAAAAAUGCGACCACCCUACAUUAUCAGAAGAAGAAGCACUUCGCAAAGAGUGGCUUGUAAUGGGUUGGCUGCGCACGAGAAAUUGGUAAAAAUCGUUGCCCAACCAAUGUUGGUAAAGGAUCUACAGCAACUGACGGAGCAAAUCCACACCACCCUACUGGAGGUUUUUCAUACGCUGAAGAUCCGUUACUUACCCAAAGCCACCUACUUUAGAAUGGAGAAGAUGAUUGGUGGGACUCAACUAGCAAUACUAGACCAUAACAACAACGUUGAUCGGGCUCAGAAGUGUACAACGGAUGAGGAAGGCGAAAAAAUUCCGCCAUGUCGAGUCGCGUAUUCCAAGCCCAAUAAACGGUUUGUUGCGAAAGUUGUACGAGAGGAAAAAAACUAUGAAUACUUGACCUACAUCGUUCGCAAAAUUUUAAAAAGAACUCAGUUGAAGAGAAAAGCGACGAGUGAAUCUCGUUUAAAACGCCAAUGUUCUUUACAGAUAGCGCCUGAAGAACGACCUCCAAAAGAAAAGAUCGUGGAAAAGAGUCAACAAUUUAAAAGAAUUAAGUUGUAG